AUGGCGUCGAACUCGCUCAUGAGCUGCGGCAUCGCCGCCGUCUACCCUUCUCUUCUUUCUUCUUCAAAGUCUAAAUUUGUCUCCGCCGGAGUUGCUCUCCCCAACGCCGGGAACGUUGGCCGUAUCAGAAUGGCCGCUCACUGGAUGCCUGGUGAGCCAAGACCAGCUUACCUCGACGGUUCUGCUCCUGGUGACUUUGGGUUUGAUCCACUUGGACUUGGAGAGGUUCCAGAGAACCUUGAGAGGUACAAAGAAUCAGAGCUCAUCCACUGUAGAUGGGCUAUGCUCGCUGUUCCAGGGAUUUUGGUACCAGAGGCUUUGGGAUACGGAAACUGGGUUAAGGCUCAGGAAUGGGCAGCAGUACCUGGAGGACAAGCCACUUACUUGGGGAACCCAGUCCCUUGGGGUACUUUGCCCACAAUCUUGGCUAUAGAGUUCUUAGCUAUUGCAUUUGUUGAGCACCAGAGGAGUAUGGAGAAAGACCCUGAGAAAAAGAAGUACCCGGGAGGUGCAUUUGACCCUCUUGGAUACUCCAAAGACCCAAAGAAGUUCGAGGAGUUGAAAGUUAAGGAGAUCAAGAACGGGCGCCUUGCGUUGUUGGCGUUUGUAGGCUUCUGUGUACAACAAUCUGCCUACCCAGGCACAGGACCAUUGGAGAACCUGGCUACUCACUUGGCUGAUCCAUGGCACAAAAACAUUGGCGAUAUUGUUAUCCCUUUGAACUAG
Eruca vesicaria subsp. sativa (arugula) is the source of this 726-nucleotide messenger RNA. NCBI's taxonomy places the organism in Eukaryota, Viridiplantae, Streptophyta, Magnoliopsida, Brassicales, Brassicaceae. The record is from the annotation of a GenBank genome assembly.